Molecule: messenger RNA, 4046 nt
Organism: Brienomyrus brachyistius
Lineage: Eukaryota; Metazoa; Chordata; Actinopteri; Osteoglossiformes; Mormyridae
Product: protein diaphanous homolog 3-like
Exons: 29
Coding region: 128-3628 (1166 amino acids)
Biological process (GO): actin cytoskeleton organization; actin filament polymerization
Cellular component (GO): actin filament; cytoplasm
Molecular function (GO): actin binding; small GTPase binding; microtubule binding
Source: RefSeq, a predicted model, not a curated record
GUGGCGGUUUUUUCGACUGUCAACAUCUUAGAGAGUUUGGCUCCAGCUGAUCUAGUUGGAAAAAUAUCCGUCAUUGCUUUUGCUAACUUUGAAUAAAUACCAGCGGAAUUACAUUCGUUGCAGAUUCAUGGAAAAUUACCACCAACGUUAUGCAUCCGCCGGCAAGGGACGGGAGAAGAGCUACCGAAAGAAAGGCUUUGCCGUUGGAGUAGGAGCCUUCUCUUAUGGAGGGCCGGGCCACGAAGACGGAGACCGAAAACCCAAGUUUUUGAACAUUAGAACACUUACGGAUGAUGUGUUGGACAGAUUUGCCAGCAUUCGUAAGCCUGGAACUAAAAAGGAACGACCGUACCUUUCUCAAGUCACACCUUCCCUGCUUGAAGACUUUUCCUGUCAAAUCACGUCAGAGAAUGAGAUCCUGGUCUUAUUUGAGAAGAUGAUGGAAGACAUGAACUUAAACGAGGAUAAAAAAACACCUUUAAGAGAAAAGGACCUCAAUUUGAAAAGAGAAAUGGUCAUUCAGUACAUUAACACAGCAUCUAACCCGGGCAGCCUGAAAAGCAGCCAUCAGAUUUCUCCACAGGAGUUUCUUAGUGAGCUGAAAACUGGGACGGUGGACGAGAGACUCUUUGCCUGUCUGGAGUCCCUCCGGGUUUCCCUGACCAGCAACCCAGUCAGUUGGGUUCAGAGUUUUGGUCAUGAAGGACUGGGGUUACUUCUGGACACGUUGGAGAAGCUGCAGCACAAAAGGCAUCAAGAAAGAAUUAUCAAGAAAAGUCAGCAUAAAGUAAUCCAGUGUCUGAAGGCAUUCAUGAACAACAAGUAUGGCCUGGAGCGGAUGCUUUGUGAGGAGAAGAGCCUGGGACUGCUGGCUGCGGCCGUCGACCCUGCCCAGCCUGCCAUGAUGACAGACGCCGUCAAACUGCUGUCAGCUGUCUGCAUCGUAGGCGAGGAGAACAUUUUGGAGAAGGUCCUGGAAGCCCUGAGUACUGCUGGGGAGUGGCGAGGCAUUGAGAGGUUCAGCCCCAUUGUGGAAGGUCUCCGCGAUCGUUCUGUGCAGCUGCAGGUCGCCUGUAUGCAACUCAUCAAUGCUCUCGUUACGUCGCCUGAUGAGCUGGACUUCAGGCUGCACAUCAGAAAUGAGUUUGUGCGGUGUGGUCUCAAAGAGGUAUUGCCGCGGCUGAAUGAUAUCAGGAACGAUGGUCUGGACAUUCAGCUGAAGGUGUUUGAGGAGCACAAAGAGGAAGACAUAACCGAGUUCUUCCAUCGGCUGGAGGACAUUCGCAGUGAGCUGGAUGAUGUUACCGAUGUAUUCAACAUUGUUCAGAGCUCUGUGAAGGGCACGUGUGCAGAAGGUUAUUUCCUCUCCAUUCUCCAGCACUUGAUGCUCAUCAGAAAUGAUUAUUUUGUACGGCCCCAGUACUUUAAGAUUAUAGAGGAGUGCAUUGCCCAGAUUGUGCUGCAUCGCAGUGGCACGGACCCUGACUUCACCUACCGCAAACGCCUUGAUGUAGACUUCAGUCACCUCAUAGAUGUGUGCGCUGAUAAAGCGCAGAUCGACGAGUGCGAGCAGAGGCUGUCGGAACUGGCCGAGAGACUUGAUGAGGAGUACAUGGGUAGACAGGAGGCCCAAGCUGACCUGGCCAAGAAGAAUGAAAGAAUCAGAGAACUUGAAGCUGAAUUACAGUCUUUUGGAUUACAGUUUGGGGCCCUUCCUGUUGGCACUAAUCCUCAAGUGGCCCCGCCCCCUCCUCCUCUCCCAGGGGGGACAGGACCCUGCCCUCCUCCACCACCACCACCACCACCACCUCCUUUCCCGGGCUGUAACCCUGCAGCACCUUCCCACACCCCUGGGGCUCCGCUUCCCUGUGGAGUUCCUCCUCCUCCACCCCCACCCGGCAUUGGUGGGCUGCUGUCCUGCUUACCUCACAGUGUGCUGCCAUUCGGCUUAAGGCCUAAGAAAGAGUUUAAGCCUGAUGUCACCAUGAAACGUCUAAACUGGUCAAAGAUCCUACCACAAGAGAUGUCUGAGAAGUGUUUCUGGGUUAUGGCAAAUGAGGAGAAGUAUGAAUUUCCUGAUCUUCUUGACAAGCUUGCCCGUACUUUUGGUUCCCAGAAACACCAAAACAAAGUGGAGGAGGAACAGGAGGAUAAACAUAUUAAAAAAAGGAUAAAAGAGCUUAAAGUCCUGGAUCCAAAAAUGGCUCAAAACUUGUCUAUCUUUUUGGGCUCCUUUCGAUUACCAUAUCAAGAGAUAAAGAGAAUUAUACUGGAGGUUGAUGAAGAGAAUUUAACUGAGUCCAUGGUCCAGAACCUGGUGAAGCAUCUUCCUGAGCAGGAGCAGCUCAAUGCUUUGGCCAAAUACAAGCGGGAGUACAGCAGCCUGUCAGAGCCGGAGCAGUUUGGCGUGGUGAUUAGCAGUGUCAAGCAGCUUCGCCCACGGCUGAAUGGCAUCCUGUUCAAGCUCCAGUUUGAGGAGCAGGUGACUAACAUCCGGCCAGACAUCAUGGCUGUGAGCGCGACCUGUGAGGAAAUCCGCAAGAGCAAGAGCUUCUGCAAGCUGUUGGAGCUCAUCCUGCUUACGGGCAACUACAUGAAUGCUGGUUCCCGCAAUGCACAGUCCUUUGGGUUUGAUCUCAGCUCCCUCUGCAAACUGAAGGACACCAAAUCAGCAGAUCAGAAGUCUACCCUGCUGCAUUUCUUGGCUGAAGUGUGUGAGGAGAGGUGUCCUGAGGUGCUGAAGUUUGUUGAGGAUCUUCAACAUGUUGACAAGGCUAGUCGAGUAUCUGCUGAACACCUGGAAAAGAACCUGAAACACAUGGAGAGGCAGCUUCUGCAGCUGGAGAACAAUCUGAAGAGCUUUGCUGCUCAGGAGGACCCACAGGACGCGUUUGUCCCGAAGAUGGCCAGCUUUGCUGCACAGGCCAGGGAGCAGUAUGAGAAGCUCGACAUUAUGCAUACGAAUAUGAUCAUGCUGUACAAGAACCUACUCGAGUACUUUGCUGUUGAUCCCAAGAAGACAUCGGUGGAGGAGCUCUUCAGCGAUAUCAGCAGCUUCCGAUCUAUGUUCAUGCAAGCGGUGAAGGAGAAUGCGAAGAUGAGGGAGGCUGAGGAGAAGCAGCUUCGUGCCAGACUGGCCAAGGAACAAGCAGCGCUGGAGAAGCGGCAGAGGCAGCAGCAGAAGAGGAGGCUUCUGGAGGUGGACACAGAGAAUGAUGAGACAGGAGUGAUGGACAGUCUGCUGGAGGCCCUGCAGUCCGGAGCUGCAUUCAGGGACAGGCGGAAGAGAGCACCCCGACCACGAGAUCCCCGGCAAAGUCUCAGUCCAACUUCUCAGAGGCUUAUUCUGAAGUCUUGUAACCAUGAAAACAUGAAAGCACCUUUGCAAAGGUCACGGUCUCGGCAGAAUAUCAAUUUCAACUCGACAAGAGCACCCAUCGGCAAGGAGCUUAAUUACGAGCCUGAGCCUCAUUCAUCUGCCGCCCAGAGUAAAGUGCCUGUGAGACAGGGGGCCGUCGGUGGAGCCAGCUGGGAAAAAGAGAGGGUACCGGAGGCACAGUCCAUAGCCUGCUCUCCCAGCGUGGAGAGUGACGUUGAGGCCCUCCUGGCCCGAUUGAGGGCUCUGUAGUACAGCACAGUCAGGGGAACAGGGCUCUUUGUACUCCCUUUGUUUUCCUAAUCAAACACAGGUUACCAACCUUUCCUGGUAAGUCACCAGAAUCCUUUAACUCACAGUAAAAAUGUGGGCUGUGGCUAUUUCUCUAAAUAGGGCAGUAAUGUCCACAAGUGUAGUGAUUUAACCUUCCUUCAGGAUUGACAUUGGUUAAAACGAAAGCACUUUGUAAUGUUUGAAUGCUGUCCUGCAUUUGAAAUGACUAAUUUUCUAAUUAGUGUUGCUAGUGUUAUACUGGCAGACUGAAUUAUUGCUUUAUCUUACGACAAUCCCACAGGAUAUUCAGAGAUUAGUCAUUGUUAAAAAUUUGCUUUUAAGGCAUUGCAAGCACAUUUUGUUCUUUUAAAAAUGUCUAAUAAAUUAUAUGAAAUUA